Molecule: messenger RNA, 2323 nt
Organism: Notolabrus celidotus (New Zealand spotty)
Lineage: Eukaryota; Metazoa; Chordata; Actinopteri; Labriformes; Labridae
Exons: 3
Coding region: 83-1234 (383 amino acids)
Source: RefSeq, a predicted model, not a curated record
UCUGUCCAGCAUCAGUCAUUUAUCAUUUCCUGUUUACAGUGGAUACCGCAGGGCCAGCGCGAAAUUUCAAGUGUUUACCAGGAUGGAAGAGGAGCUUGAUUUGAUAGAGCAAUACUUCAACAAGGGACAUACAUAUAGUGUGAUUCUUGAAAUGCUCUCCUCUCAUCACGAAAUACACAUAUCAAUUGGAACCCUUAAAUCACGCUUAAAAGACCUCGGCCUGCAGAGAAGGGGUGGAUUUUCUUCAUUGAAUGCUGUUAGGAGGGCAAUAUCAUCAGAGCUGCUGGGACCUGGACAACUGUUUGGAUACCGAACAAUGUGGAUCACUCUCAAACAGAAACAUGGUCUGCGUGUCAAAAGGGAGACCGUCAUGAGAAUGCUCCGGCAGCUGAAUCCACGCGGGACCCUGUUGCGGGCACGUCGCAGGUUUAUCCGUCGCACGUACCAUUCAAUGGGUCCGAACUACCUGUGGCAUGUAGACGGGUAUGACAAAUUAAAACCUUUUGGAUUUGCCAUAUCUGGUUGUAUAGACGGGUUCUCCCGCAGAAUAAUGUGGCUCAAAUGUGGACCAACCAACAACAACCCUGAAGUAAUAAAAAACAACUUUAUUGACUGCAUCAGAAGUGUUGGUGUGGUUCCCAUGAAACUCCGCACAGACUGUGGGACAGAGAAUGGGGAUAUGGCAGCUGUACAGUGCACUCUUCGCCAUCAUCAUAGCGAUUAUCAUGCCGGUGCCAGAAGCCAUUUGUUUGGGUCCUCGACGAGUAAUCAACGUAUCGAGUCUUGGUGGUCACUAUUCAGAAAGCAGAGAGGUCAGUUCUGGAUGGAGCUGUUUGGAGACUUAAGAGACAAGGGUCUGUUCAAUGGAACCCAUGAGCACCUGUGUCUGCUAAGGUUCUGUUUCAUGGGAAUUCUUCAAGCAGACUUGGAUGAAUGUGUCCAGCUCUGGAACAGCCACAGGAUCCGGCCCAGCAGACAUGCCUUAUGCCCUGGAGGAAUUCCAGACGAGCUCUAUUCACUACCUCACAGGUUUGGAUCAAGGGACUGCGGUUUUGCUGUGGAGGAGGCAUCCCUCACUAUUUUUCAAGAGGGCCCUCUAAAUGAAGAUCCAUGUGGUGACCCAGACAUCCAUGAAUAUCUUGAGCAGGCAAUGCAACAAGGACUGCAACAGCCACACACCUGGCAGGCAGCAACAGAACUGUACAUUACUCAAAAGAAUAUAGCUGGAUUGUAAGCAGGACACUUUCUUAACCGGCUUUGAGAGCAAACUUUGGCUACGUUGACACUUCAGUUAAAAGUGACCUGAAUCUGAUGUUUUUGCUCACGUGACUCGUAUCAGAUUUUUGGCUGACCUCUGAAGUCAACCCUACAGAUGCCUCUGUCUUUUUCUAAGUAAGUAGGUAACUGUCUGAGUGAGUGAUCCCACAUUAUGAGCCAUAGAAUACAGAGUUGCAUUUGCUUGUACAGAAUGCUGUCAGUAAUGGCUGCCUCCACUGUUAACUAGAGCCAUACAUACAGCUGAAAGUCCUCUAAUGGCUGCCUCCACUGCUGUAAAUACUCAGAUAUACCUGUAGCAUUAGCAUGGCCUUUGUAUAACCAGAGCCGUACCACAAAGAAUACAACAACCCUAUAAGCUUUUAAUGUUGGGAAAGAAACUCUUCUGCUGACCUGCUUUGGCAUGACAAUGUAUAUAAGGAUGGUAUCUUGUUGUGUAACACAAUGUAAAAUCUAAUAAUUUUUCAGUUUUAUGGUUUAGUUAUAGUCCCAAUGCUCCAUUUAUAGUUUGAUUUAUUUGGGAAAUACUUUGACCAAGAAGGAUUGUUUAUUUAAUUUUUUUAUUUUAGUUUAAUGGAAAUCACAGAAGACCACUCACACUGUGUUUUUAUGUAAAAACAAAGUUGCAAAAUUCAGAAUAUUAAAAGUCCUAGAACUGAUGCUUGAUGGUGUACAAAAUAUAGUUUUAUAUCAAGCAUUAUGUCAAAUUUUUUCUAUUCUGAGAACUUGCUGAACUGAAACAUAUGAUCCAGAUAUCUGAACAGACCAGGAAUUAGGACCAUUCCAUUCUCAACCAACAGACAUUAGGGACAGAACAGUUACACCCCAACAAAAAGUCACUUUGCCAGAACACACAAGUCAGCCAGGCUUUACUACAGACAUCCCAGAUAGAUGAGGUCAGCCAUAUACUAGGUUUAACCUAGUCUUGUUGUCUGUAAGUAAUGUUCUCCAAGAGACUGUUUGCAUCUGAUUUAAAUAUCUUCCUGAGUGAAUGAACAGCAAAACAAAUGAGUGAUCAAAAUUUGCAUUAAAAAGUUGCCACUUGUAA